AUGAGAGAAAAUUUCCUUAAUGGUUCGAUUCCAAAAGGGUUUUUCAGUUUGCCUCAUCUCUCACAGGUUGAACUUCAGAACAAUCUUCUCUCCGGCGAAUUCCCGGUGAUUGAUUCCGUGUCAGCGAAUCUCGGUCAGAAGCUUUUACUCGAUGGACCUUGUAAAGAAGGGAUCGCAAACGCCACCCAUCAACCACAUUCAAAAUCACCAAUCUCUGCCUCUGUAAAACUUCUUCUCGUUCUUAGCAUACUCCUCUGUUCCAUCGCCUUCACCAUUGUAGCAAUCAUCAAAGCUCGAUCUAUCAAGAAAGCUUGCAAAGCUCGAUCAUGGAAGCUUACUACUUUCCAACGCCUAGAUUUCACUUACGAUGAUGUUCUCGAUUCUUUAAAGGAAGAUAACAUCAUCAGAAAGGAAGAGCCGGGAUUGUUUACAAAGGCGCCAUGCCCAACAAUAAACUUGUUGCAGUGA
Molecule: messenger RNA, 468 nt
Organism: Lactuca saligna
Lineage: Eukaryota; Viridiplantae; Streptophyta; Magnoliopsida; Asterales; Asteraceae
Source: the annotation of a GenBank genome assembly